CCAUCGAUGAUUUUAGUUCAGCUUCGAUCGUUUAGCUGUGCGGUUGCAUUUCUGUUGUGUCUCCUUUCGGUUGGCUUGGAACCAACGUCGUGUGCGUGUGCGGAGCCUGGGAAGGAGCGAGAGGAAGUGUCUGGGGCCAACAAACAGAUAAUUCGCGAUAAUUCUUUGCGUGUGAACUAGUUGAGUCGAAGAAUUGGCAGCCAGCGGCACGAGUCCACGUAAAAAGUGAUGUUUGUUCAUUACUAACGGCUGAAGAGCGGUGAACAACGGGCUUCCUUUCUGUGUGUCCAAUUUACGAAAAGUAUUGAAUGUACGGGACCGAAGUGUAAUUAUUGGAGUGAUGCGCGUUUCGACGGAUUAGCGCUCAGUGAAAUUUACACAAACAGUAUAAAAUUCUUCGCAGUGCCACAAUCAGGAAUAGAUGAAAUUUCUCUAAGAAAAGUCUUCCUGACUACCUCAACUACUGAUUGCCAAAAUAAUAAAUAAGAUGGAAAUACGAUGGUGCUGGGCAGCAUUUAUCCUACUGACGGUAGUUUCUCACACGGCUGUGACACACAACACGGUCAGUACGGACAAUACUAGUAGUUCGACUAAAACUAGUAAUAGUAGAAGCAGUAGUAGCGACAAGUCUUUCAAUCCAGUCAACAUUAGUGAUAAUUCAGAAAAGCAAUAUCAACAAACAUCCAAGUCCAACUUGGGAGACAACGUGGAUGACGUGAAACAAGAAGCUGAAUCUAAUUACAAUUUGGAUGAAAUAAUUGCAAGUACGGAGGCGAUUGCAACUAAAAGCGUGAAGAAAUACUUGCUGAAGGAGAACAAAAAGUAUAGGAAAAAGUAUGUGUCGAACGACGAUUAUCGCCAUACAGCAUCGCAGUAUCGUAGCGAGCCUCUUAUCCAAGAGCACCGGGAAUCUCCUGAAGCUGAAGAUGAUGCUGCGACGACGACGACGCACAAGAUCGUCAGCGAGUCGGAGAAACCACACAGUCGUAAGAAGCGACUGAUUUGGGUAACGGACGAUGGUAGGCUGGCACUUCCCCCGGGCACUUCGCUAACCAUCGCACCGACAAUUGCGCUGCCAUUCGUGCGCUACCCGCCAACGGGAUUUCUCUCGAACAUUUCCAUCAGCUUGCCGGUAACGAUUGACUUCGACAAAUUGGGACUAACAGAUAAUCAGAACCCAUUGGGUGUGUUGCCACCUUUGUUGGCUAGAUCCAUGGGACGAGCCGCUGGAAGCAUUCUGGCCGAUUAUGUUUCUGAUUACAUGCGCACCAGAAGACGAAAGCGUAACGCACCCAGCUUUUCCGGAAAUGAUAAUUUCAAGAUCACCACUAACUUUAUCGAUGGCGAAGAAGGCGAACCGAAAACACCCGAAUUACCAGACGAACACAAGCAUGCGUUCCAUGGAGGAGAAAGAGCACUGCUGUAUACGGUGGUUGAGGACUUCAUCGCCAACUUUGGAGUUGAUGGAAAAGCCUGUAUGUUGCGAGCAAUUUGCGAAGUCCAUUCGAAACCGGUGGAAAGAUUUGGACUGAUAGGCGAGAUAUUGAAACUCUUUUUCACAGCCUCGCUAUCGCCAUACUCAGAGCAUUUAGAUGAGUAUGUGUCAGCGGAAAACAUUGGAAAAGGUAAGUCUGGCCCAGGAGAAUGCUUCCCUUACUACAAGGCUUGUCCUAAGAGCCUCUUCCGGAUGGUGAAUAACUUCCAGCAGCGUUAUAAGGAAGAUUCAGUACAAGAAAAUACUCACAAUAACAUAUAUGAAAAUGAAAUACAUGAUGACAUUGAACGUGAGAUGCGUAGCGUUAGCAAAAGUGAAUCCAAAGAUGAAACGGUGAUACACCUGGACAACGGCGUAAACAAGAUGGCAAUGUAGAAAUGCUCAACAAUUGGUGUAUGAUUUAUAAUAUGUGUCCAGCCCACAAUACAUUGCCGUUGUAACAUGUUAUAAAAAAUCAAUCAAGAAAGCCUUGUAACAUGUUAUGAUUGGCUGGCUUGAACAAGCCAUUAAAAAGAGGUAGGAGAUUUUUUGGGAUUCAUUUCAACAUGUCAGUAUUUAAGGAUAUGCUUUUGAUCGUGUGUGAGUUUAUUACUAAUAAUUUUGUGUAAAAACUAGUGUCAUUGAUUCAGAAACGUGAUUCAGUAAAAUUCGCAGAUAUACUGCUUGCUUUGCUCUUUACAUGGUGCAUUUAAUUUGAAAGGUUACUUAUUUAUUAUUUAUUAAAAUUAUUUACUAAAGAGUAGAAUGAACGAGGAAGGAAUUCCAUGCUUGAUUUCAACGAAGAUAAGAUAAAUGAAAUGCUGUGAGUUGCGAAGCAGUUAGUGUAAUGAGUGUCCAUAUUAUCAUAAAAAUGAUCAAUCAGUAGUAUUCGGUAAUAUAGAUAAUGUAUUCAGGGAACGAUGCUUGUCGUUGAUAAAGGGAACGAGACCUUGUAAAAAUAUUUUCAUUUUCAUCGAAAGACGACAAGUUGAACAGAAUCGAAAAAGAAUCCAUUUCAAGUGAACUAUUCUAAGUGAUCAUAAAAAAACGAGAUGGUCAAAAUUUCAUGGACGUUCUCAAAUCGAUUAUAUUCAAGGUGUAUUCAGUACACUUUAGUGAGCAAUGUUUAUUUGC
Messenger RNA from Ochlerotatus camptorhynchus, 2608 nucleotides. RefSeq lists its product as uncharacterized. The record is from RefSeq and is a predicted model, not a curated record. Bases 488 to 1870 code for a protein of 460 amino acids. The transcript has 5 exons. NCBI's taxonomy places the organism in Eukaryota, Metazoa, Arthropoda, Insecta, Diptera, Culicidae.